Bacillus rossius redtenbacheri is the source of this 921-nucleotide messenger RNA. RefSeq names its product myeloid zinc finger 1-like. Gene Ontology annotation, biological process: regulation of transcription by RNA polymerase II. Bases 1 to 921 code for a protein of 306 amino acids. Lineage: Eukaryota; Metazoa; Arthropoda; Insecta; Phasmatodea; Bacillidae. The transcript has a single exon. The record is from RefSeq and is a predicted model, not a curated record. Gene Ontology annotation, cellular component: nucleus. Gene Ontology annotation, molecular function: RNA polymerase II transcription regulatory region sequence-specific DNA binding; DNA-binding transcription factor activity, RNA polymerase II-specific.
AUGCCUACAAGAAGCGAAGCCGGAGCACAGCAAGGAAACCGUCCCAAACACAGUGCCGGUGGUAGUGAGCGACUGAAGCGCAUUCUCCUCGGAGACGUCAGAAACACGCUCGGAAUGGGCCACAAGAGCGUCGAAGGAAGCAGCUUUCAGCCGUGGGACGUCGUGACGGUGGAGCUGAACGAAAACUCGGAGGACGCCGGAGGUACCGACGAAGAGGAGGAGGCGGACGUGAAGGAAGUGGAAGUUUUGUACCCCGACUUCGAGUCGGAAGACGGGGCGGGGGAGAGCGCGGCGGCCGGGCCGGGCCCGAGGACCGGGGCGUGUUCCUCGUGCGGCAAGAUGUUCCGGCCGGGCGCGUGCCUUCGGGAGCACGAGGCGUCGCACGUCGGCGAGAUGAAGUUCUUCUGCAAGCACUGCGACAAGGGCUUCCACACGCGCGCCAGGCUGGGCCUGCACGCCCGGGCCCACCUCCUGAGGCGCUGCGCUUGCCGCGCAUGCGGCGAGCGGUUCGGCAAGCUGAGGAAGCACCUGCUGUCACACGGUUGCAACCAGACCUUCCGGUCGAGGGACCACCUGGAGGGCCACUCCGCGGCGCACCUGGGCGAGCGGCUGCACGCCUGCCCCGAGGCGCGCAAGACCCGCCCGGCCGUGUGCCCCGUCUGCGGCAAGGCGUUCCGGAGGAAGGAGGCCAUGACCAAGCACAUGCGCGUCCACACGGGCGAGCGGCCCUACGCGUGCCCCUUCUGCGCGCGCCGCUUCUCCGGCAAGUGGAACCUGACCCAGCACAUCCGGCUGCACACCGGCGCCAAGCCGUACGUGUGCUCCCACUGCGGCAAGGCUUACAGGCACAACGUCACGCUCAGGAACCACGUCAGGCAGAUCCACGAGAACGAGGUCUCGAUCCGCGAAAUAGACUUGUGA